Messenger RNA from Arvicanthis niloticus (Nile rat), 5172 nucleotides. RefSeq names its product NIPA like domain containing 3 (gene Nipal3). Lineage: Eukaryota; Metazoa; Chordata; Mammalia; Rodentia; Muridae. Gene Ontology annotation, cellular component: membrane. Gene Ontology annotation, molecular function: magnesium ion transmembrane transporter activity. The record is from RefSeq and is a predicted model, not a curated record. Gene Ontology annotation, biological process: magnesium ion transport.
AAGUCGUGACCUUUGAAAGCAAAACACUGCAGCCCCUUGGCAACCCGGCGCUGGGAAGGGAUCCAGGAGGCUGUACCUAGAGGAGGCACGGAGUGUCCGGGUCGCUUCUCCGGAACCUGGAAUAGGUGGAUCUAGAAGGAACGUCCCGGAGCUUGGCCAGAGUCAGAAGACACGCCCUCACCCGUCUGCUUGUGGGAGAGACAGGAGCCGCUUCCUUCUCAGGGAAGCUGAGGAGACAGCUGUAAAUCAACCAAAAGAAAUCAGAGGAUUCAUUUGGCUGAGGAAGGGAGCUGGGCGGCUUCUGGAAGGAGGUGAACCCCGGGAGACAUGGCUUCCAGUUCACACCCUGCCUAGCUGCAGCUCCAGCCUGGCCUGUCAGGAUGUCCCCCUAGACAGCCAUGGACGGAGCCCACAGUGCAGGCCUGCAGCUGCAGCCACUCCCACCCACCAGUGGUGCCACCUCCACCAGCCUGAGCAGCGGCGAGGGCUCCUUCUCCUACAAGGAAAACCUGAUUGGCGCUCUCUUGGCGAUUUUCGGGCACCUUGUGGUCAGCAUCGCCCUUAACCUGCAGAAAUACUGCCACAUCCGCCUGGCAGGCUCCAAGGACCCCCGGGCCUACUUCAAGACCAAGACAUGGUGGCUGGGGCUGCUCCUGCUGCUGCUGGGGGAACUGGGUGUGUUUGCCUCCUACGCCUUCGCUCCGUUGUCACUCAUCGUCCCUCUCAGUGCUGUCUCUGUGAUAGCAAGCGCCAUCAUCGGAAUCAUCUUCAUCAAGGAAAAAUGGAAACCUAAGGACUUUGUGAGGCGCUACAUCUUAUCCUUCGUUGGCUGCGGUUUGGCGAUUGUGGGAACCUACCUGCUAGUGACAUUUGCACCCAAUAGUCAUGAGAAAAUGACAGGCGAGAACAUCGCCAGGCACCUUGUGAGCUGGCCUUUUCUCCUGUACAUGCUGGUGGCGAUCAUCCUGUUCUGUCUGCUGCUGUACUUCUACAAGGAGAAGAACGCCAACAGCAUCGUUGUGAUUCUCCUCCUGGUGGCCCUGCUUGGUUCCAUGACGGUGGUGACGGUCAAGGCCGUGGCAGGGAUGCUGGUGCUGUCUAUCCAAGGCAACCUGCAGCUGGACUACCCCAUCUUCUACGUCAUGUUCGUGUGCAUGGUGGCCACUGCCAUCUACCAGGCCACAUUUCUGACUCAGGCCUCUCAGAUCUAUGACUCCUCCUUGAUCGCCAGUGUAGGCUACAUCCUGUCCACCACAGUGGCCAUCACAGCAGGUGCGAUCUUCUACCUGGACUUCCUCGGGGAGGAAGCUCUGCACAUCUGCAUGUUUGCACUGGGGUGCCUCAUUGCCUUCUUGGGAGUGUUCCUAAUCACUCGAAACAGGAAGAAGGCCAUUCCAUUCGAGCCCUAUAUUUCCAUGGACGCCAUGCCAGGUAUGCAGGACAUGCAUGCAAAAGGGACGACGGUCCAGCCUGACCUCAAAGCUUCUUUUUCCUACGGAGCCUUGGAAAAUAACGACAACAUUUCUGAGAUCUACACCCCGGCCACACUGCCGGUCAUGCAGGAGGAACACAGCUCUAGAAGCAACCCUGGCGUUCCCUACCGCGUCCUGGAGCACACCAAGAAGGAGUGAUAGGCCUCCCUUGGGAGGGGGGUGGGGUCACUGCCCAUAGGCCACCCAUGGUUCCACUCUUCAUUGCCCAAACUGCCUUUCACGUAUCCUGGUUUCAAACGGAAAACUGUCCAAGAUGACCUUUCGAGGCCCCCUCCCCCUCUCGGACAGAGAAGCCAUUCAGUGACCUUGACCUUGGAAAUUGCAAAUAGUGGGGAGAGUACCCAAGAUGGGGUGUGUGACCCGUUAAGCUAGUGGGAGCCAUUUUACCUCCUUGGACAGUCAGUGAGCAUCAGGUAACAGUCACAGGUCACAGGCUUCCACACAUUCCUUGGAGUGAAAGCAAGACAGUGAAGAGUCUGCUCCCUCUUUGCAAACACAGCAAAAGGCUGGAGACCUCCACAGUGGGUCUUCCUCUGCCCCGCACGCAUGCCUCAGCUCUACCUGGUUCACUCACCAUUCUAUAGCUCUGAGGAUAUUGCUGUCCUUUCUGCCAGGCCCAGCAGGGCCAACCCUAUGUGGAACAAGCUGUCGUUUGCACCUUGCUGGCAUACAUGGGGCGGCAGCCACCCCAUCACCCGUGCCCUUCUGUGAAGACCUGGCGGUGUCUGCUGGGUCUGUUGUAAAAACUGGCUUCGUUCCAGUCCUUGAAGAUUAUUUCAUCACUUCCUCCCUCCAAAGAAGCCAAGGGAACAGAGGUGGAGGGAGAGAGGAGCAAGGCGGGGAGGGGAGCUGCCUUCAGCUGUUUCCAGCUGGUAAGAAGGGUUCUCGUGAUUCUCCUGUCCAGCCCCAGAGGAUGUGGCGGAAGCUCUCUCUAGGGCUGGCUACUCUUCUUCUGCACCUCUGGCAUUCCAGAAGAGUCACAGCCUCCUGUGGAUCCACGUUAGUCUCCUGUCCUCCCCUAACCUCUGCUAAGCCUCAGCUGCCGCUUCACAGCCUGGUUCAGGCAAAGCAGGUCUGCACACAUGCAGGUCUGCAGCUUUCUUCCUGUCUAUUCCGUGAGUAGCUUCCCCCUCUUUCUCCCCCACUCCUCAACCAGUGCACACAUUUGAGAGGAGCUGGCAAAGGCUUGCAGGCUUUGACGGGCAUUAGAAUUCCAGAGGAGUUUAUUUAAAAUGAAAGUUCCUUGCUCCAACUGUAGUGACCUGGAUCAGCGGGCCUGGGAUGGGACCCAACAGCCUGCAUUGUCACAGGAGAUCUGCGCCCCCAGAGAGCGUACCCCCUCAGAAGCCUUCUCACGGGCCUCUGAAUCCCAAGGGACCACACAGCCCUGCUAGGAGGUUUAAACCUCCAGUUUCUUACCCUCCCAGGGCUCUGUAGCAAGCUAGAUGGCCCCGUCGGACCUGCAGCAGUCCCUACCCAGUGACCACCACUGGAAAGUGACAGUGUUACUAGGUCAGUGUUGAUAAGUCAUCCUCAGCACACCCAACAGAGCUCUGACUUCAGAACCCAGCCGUUGGCUACAGAGCCUACCACCACUUCCGUAUUUCGUCUUGACCAUGUCUGUAUUGUGGCUUGCAUGCCUGCGGUUGAAAUGGCAACAGAGGAAGGGCUGUUCAACUCAGCCCAACAGCACUUAGGCCCCUGGGUGUUUUUCUUAGGUUCUGGGGGCUGUUUUACCAUAUAUCUUACCCACAAAGCUACAAGCAUUACACAUAGUUCUGCCCUCCAGGACUUCAGGGGGAUACACACGUACCAGGAAGGCAGGGCAAGCUGUGUGGCAGAGAGGCAGAGAGUUACCUGAACUCAAUAGCUCUUCAGAUUGGAGACAAAUUCCGUGCAUUCAUGGUGGAAAUACAGCUAAGCUUAGAGAGUGGGUGAUCACACCCUCCUCUGACCCCCACAAGGAAAUGGGCAGCUCUGGAAAGUCAGAGGUUGGGGCCAGGGUUGUCAGAGCCGGGGAAAGUGAUAAGAGAUGAACAUCAAAAGACAAGCAAUGGACCUGAAGCAUAGUGGCUCACACCCGUGACCCCAGUCCUUGGGAGAUGUUGUUAUUUUCUUCAGGAGGAUUGCCACAAAUUCGAGGCUAACCUUGACUACCAAGUGAGACCCCGUCUCAAAACAAGAUUAGCAACAAAGAUAAUUAAAGAGAUGUGACUAGCUGGCAAAGGCAAGUAUCCUAGAGGGUGUGGGAGCUACUGAAGAGUCACGAGGAAGAGUGUAGCAGGAUGAGCACCUAUGGGAAAGGAGACCCUGUUCUGUGGCUGGAGAGAAAGAUGGAGCGAUAAGUCACCUGUCAGGGUCAGGCUCCCGGCCCCGAAGAACAGAGAAUUAAAGCUUCUGUUCUGAUAGCUGGUGGGGAUUAGGAAGUGGGUGGUGUAUGCAAAGAAGUGAGCAGGGAGACUGUUUAUUCGGGGCAAACCCAGGCGGGCACCCAUCGUUUUGGCAUAGUAUGUGUGCCAGCCUCAUUCUGCCCCUUCCCUCCUCCUGUAUGCUGUUUAGCCCUGGCCAGCCUGAGAUACAGGUGUACUGUAACUGCAGGUGAUGCAGAAGGUGUGGGUAGUGCUACCCAGACACUGCUUCCUGGGCAGCUAGAUGGCUUUCAGGUUGGGGACAGUAGCCACCAUCGUCCAAACGAAGCCAUGAGGGAUGAACAGAAAGGCCUUUGAGCUCCUGAGUAGAGAUGGGGCAGGGCAGUCGGGCAGUGGGAGACCAGUGUCCCCCACCCUGUCCUAGCUGCCCUGCUUGGCCCCAGGUGUCAUUGAAUUGUCAGCUCACAGCAAGGCUUCCCUGUUGUUACAAUGAGGAAGAAGAAGACCAACUUUCUACUUACAACCCUAUUUUCCCUUGUGGCUCUGACAUCACCCACCCACUCCCAUCCUUCCCCACCCUCCAUCCUAAAGACAGGCAUUCAGUCUGUAGUCCAGGCUGGUCUUGGAAUCUCAAUCCUCCUGCCUCGGCCUCUGGAGUGCUGGGAUUGUGGGUGUGUACUACUGUGUCCAGCUCCCAUCUGAACUCCCCUGGCCACAUUAAAUGCCAUACAGCCUCUCUCCCAGCCACAAGGCACCUCCCACAGGGUCACCAACCAGGGUUUAAACUUCAUUUGUUCAUUUGUCUUCCUCCCCGACCCCCCACUCGGAAUCUCUGUUCCGUGGGUUGGGUUCCUGAUUAGACAUUACAACAGAUGUUCUUGCAAACUGCUGCUUUCGAAGGGGGAGUCCUGACCCCACACUGCGGCCUGAUGGUACCCUCACUUUCAGCACUAGGAUUUGGGGUUCAGCAUGGAUCUGAGUACUGGUGGGGAGGGGAACUUAAGAUCUCUGGUUGCCUUUUCAGUGGACCUAGACGGCUUGAGGGUAUCACGGGAACAGAUGCAGGUGGCCAUCAGAGAAGGACUGGGCCCUGCCCACCCUGCAAUCUUGCAGAUUUCAAAUGUGACCCAACUCUAACUGACACUGAAAUGGCUGUGUAAAUAAAGUCACUAGAACAUAGUCUAUGUAGAUGCUUAUAUUUUGUUAAUGUCAAAACUAAUACAGCAUGUGUUAUUUUGCAAAAGUGUGUAUACUGUGUGCAGAUAACAUUGUAAAGUGGUAUUUAAUUAAAAACCCAAGCAGUACGUACA